UCAGCGGCGUGAGAACGCGCCCCGCUGCGGUGCGCAGGGACCCGCUCUGCGGCGCAGGGAGCUGCAGCGCCCGGGCUGGGGCGGCGCUGACCCGGCGCCCUCCAGCGGCUGCGCGAGCCGGGCCGAGCUGGGCGCUGGAGCCGCGGGAGCCAUGGGCUACCAGGGACAGCAGCGCUCCGUCCCGCCGCAGGGGGAUCUAGACGACCAAGAAACCCUCGUUUCUGAACAGGAGAAUAAAGGGAAGUCCUGUCAGUCUGCUGCUGUUUUUAACGUGGUCAACUCGAUUAUCGGAUCUGGUAUAAUAGGCCUGCCUUAUUCAAUGAAGCAAGCUGGGUUUCCUUUGGGAAUACUGCUUUUAUUCUGGGUGUCGUAUAUUACAGAUUUUUCUCUUGUCUUAUUGAUAAAAGGAGGGGCCCUCUCUGGAACAGACACUUACCAGUCUUUGGUUAACAGAACCUUCGGAUUUACAGGCUAUCUCCUCCUUUCAAUUCUACAGUUUUUAUACCCUUUUAUUGCUAUGAUAAGCUACAACAUAAUAGCUGGAGAUACUUUGAGCAAAGUUUUUCAAAGAAUCCCAGGAGUUGAUCCUGAAAAUUUGUUUAUUGGUCGACACUUCAUUAUUGUACUUUCCACCAUUAGUUGCACUCUGCCGUUGUCACUGUACCGAGAUAUAGCAAAGCUUGGGAAGAUCUCUUUUAUUUCUACAAUCUUAACAACGCUAAUUCUUGGAAUUGUAAUAACAAGAGUAGUCUCAUUGAGUCCACUAAUACCAAAAACAGAAGAUGCCUGGGUAUUUGCAAAGCCCAAUGCCAUUCAGGCUGUUGGAGUUAUGUCUUUUGCCUUAAUUUGCCACCACAACUGCUUUUUAGUUUACGGUUCUUUGGAAGAACCCACGGUACCUAAGUGGUCCCGUGUCGUCCACAUGUCCAUUUUGGUGUCGGUAUUGAUCUGUGUGCUCUUUGCGACUUGUGGAUACUUGACUUUUACUGGCUUCACCCAAGGAGAUUUAUUUGAAAAUUAUUGCAGAAGUGAUGACCUGGUAACUUUUGGAAGGUUUUGCUAUGGUAUCACUGUCAUCUUGACGUAUCCAAUUGAAUGCCUUGUGACAAGAGAGGUAAUUGCCAAUGUGUUUUUUGGUGGGAAUCUUUCAUCAGUGUUCCACAUCGUUAUAACCCUGGUGAUCAUUACUGUAGCCACACUGGUGUCUCUGCUGAUCGACUGCCUUGGGAUAGUUUUAGAACUCAAUGGUGCACUCUGUGCUGCCCCCCUGAUUUUUAUCAUCCCGUCAGCAUGUUAUCUGAAGCUGUCUGAAGAACCAAGGACACACUUAGAUAAGAUCAUGUCCUGUGUCCUGCUGCCUGUCGGAGCUGUGGUGAUGGUUUUUGGCUUCGUCAUGGCGAUCACGAACCCUCAGGAUUGUACUCAUGGGCAGGAAAUGUUCUACUGCUUUACUGACAAUUUCUCCCUCACAAACACCUCGGAUUCUUAUUUUCAGCUGACAACACAAUAUUCCAUUGUAAACGCCAGUAUCUUGCAGUGAGCUUUCUGCCUUAAAAUGUAUGUUUAUUUCCGCAGACCUGUGAGUUGCCUAGUAAUAUUCAUCUGUUCUAGUUUCUAUGUUAUAAAGUUUUCACUUUGGAAUUUA
Cavia porcellus (domestic guinea pig) is the source of this 1645-nucleotide messenger RNA. It is a transcript of the gene Slc38a11, whose product is annotated as solute carrier family 38 member 11. Lineage: Eukaryota; Metazoa; Chordata; Mammalia; Rodentia; Caviidae. Gene Ontology annotation, molecular function: L-amino acid transmembrane transporter activity. Gene Ontology annotation, biological process: amino acid transmembrane transport. The transcript is spliced from 12 exons. The coding region runs from base 152 to 1540 and encodes 462 amino acids. The record is from RefSeq and is a predicted model, not a curated record.